Molecule: messenger RNA, 533 nt
Organism: Caenorhabditis sp. 36 PRJEB53466
Lineage: Eukaryota; Metazoa; Nematoda; Chromadorea; Rhabditida; Rhabditidae
Source: the annotation of a GenBank genome assembly
AUGAGCGAUCAGGACACUAAGACCGAGGUCAAAGCACACACCAGAAGGCAUCCACAAGCAAACACUGUCACUAGUCCGCCGUCAGCCCGAAAGCAUCAAACAGACAGAACAGCGCCGGACAAGCAUCAACCAACUGGCCAACCGUUCCAACCACUGGAGCCAAUUCUUUUCCCGAAGUAAUUUUCUAUUUUCUCUUCAGACCGGAGGAACCCUCGGCAAGUUGUGGAUGUUGGAGCGCGUGUCGGAUUUCGAUGAGAAGAUUGGACUCGACAAGCUUGUGAAGUUGGCCUACUCGGAUCCAGUCAUGAGCGAUAAUUACCGUGGAAAGCGGAGGUAGAGGAAUUUCAGAUGACCGUGCAAUUGCUGGAAUGAUGUCUGAUUACAGAGAGAAGAACCUUGAGAACAUGAUUCUCAACUUCGGACCGCAGCAUCCAGCCGCGCACGGUUGGCUCCGUACAUCACCUGGAAUGAAGGUGUUUCCAAAUGGAAUACAACGACAACAAAUUAGAUUACUUAUUAACAAUAAAAUUUGA